UCUCUCUCUCUCUCUCUCUCUCUCCCCUGCACAGCGCAGGUUUGUUCCAGUGGAAAUAUUCGUGUUUCAAUGCAUCGCUGAAGAUUCUGUUCUGGAUAUUUUCUGCAUCACUUUUGCCUGUGUUAUUUGUAAACAUGAAAGUUUGGGUCAGUCUGUUCGUGUUCAUGUUCGUCUGGUUCGCAGAGAGCGCUCAGAAACAAGAUGUACCGGUUAUAGACGUGUUGAGUUUGGAGGAUGUGAAGCAGACCGUGGCUGCGGUGGAGAAGAUUUCGUUAGCUCUGAAGACUCUCAGUGAUGUGUAUGUGAUGUCUUCCUUCCGUCUGCCUUCGAAACUGGGUGGAGUUCUGCUGGGCCUCUACAACAAGCAGGAUAACAAGAAAUACCUGGAGGUUGCCAUCAUGAGCAAGAUCAACAAAGUUCUGGUCCGGUAUGUUCGUGAAGAUGGGAAGCUGCACACAGUAAACAUGCAAAGCCCAAAUCUGGCAGACGGACGGACUCAGUCUAUUAUUCUCCGUGUCGGUGGCCUGCGCAGAGAAUACCUGAGCCUCGAGCUUUAUGUGAACUGUCGUGUGGUUGACUCCGCCCAGCGGCUGCCCCUAUUGGUUGCUCUGCCCAGAGAUGCAGAGCUGGUGGAGAUUCGUAAUGGCCACAAGGCAUACACUCGGAUGCAGGGUUCAGUGGAGUAUCUUAAACUGGCACUAGGAGGCACUGUUGCCCAAGCUGGGGCUAUUACCGACUGCCCCUUUCAGGGAGACGCCUCUUCUUAUAACAUAGUGAAUGGUGAGGUUAAUUCUAUUCUAGGUGACCACACUAAAGCUCUGAUUGGCCAGCUGAUCAUCUUUAAUCAGAUCUUGGGAGAGCUGAGAGAGGACAUCAGAGAACAGGUGAAAGAAAUGUCUCUCAUCAGGAACGCUAUUCUGGAGUGCCAGAUGUGUGGAUUUCAUGAGCCGCGCUCACGCUGUCAGCCCAACCCCUGCUUUAAGGGCGUGGCCUGCAUGGAGACGUUCGAUUUCCCAGGGUACCGCUGUGGCCCCUGUCCGGAGGGCAUGACUGGGAACGGCACACACUGUCAGGAUAUAGAUGAGUGUGCAGAGGCUCAGCCGUGUUAUACACCAGGUGCAUGUAUCAACACAGCAAAAGGUUUCACCUGUGAGCCCUGCCCAGCUGGACUGUGGGGUCCUCCUCUCUCUGGGUUCGGCGUGGAAUAUGCUAAGAGUCACCGUCAGGAAUGCUCUGAUGUCGAUGAAUGUGUUGAUUUGGCCAACGCUUGCACACCCAACUCCAUCUGCAUCAACACUAUUGGAGGAUAUCGAUGCGGUCAGUGCAAGGUUGGAUAUGUUGGGAAUCAGACAGCCGGAUGUUUCCCUCGGAAAUCGUGCGCUUCGCUCAGUUUCAACCCCUGUGACACUAACGCUCACUGCAUCAUUCAGCGGAACGGCGACGUCACUUGCGCUUGUAAUGUCGGAUGGGCUGGUAAUGGUCACACCUGUGGAAAGGACACGGAUAUUGAUGGCUAUCCGGAUCGCUCCUUGCCCUGCAUGGAUAACGACAAGCACUGCAAGCAGGACAACUGCAUCUUCACGCCCAACUCUGGUCAGGAAGAUGCAGAUAAUGAUGGGAUCGGAGACCAGUGUGAUGAGGAUGCAGAUGGAGAUGGAAUAAAGAACGUAGAGGAUAACUGUCGGUUGGUUUCCAAUAAGGAUCAGCAGAACUCUGACACUGAUUCUUUCGGUGACGCGUGUGAUAAUUGUCCCACCGUUCCCAACAUUGACCAGAAAGACACUGACAAUAAUGGAGAGGGAGACGCUUGCGAUGACGACAUCGAUGGAGAUGGAAUCCAGAACGUUCUGGAUAACUGUCCCAAAGUGCCGAACCCAAUGCAGACAGACCGGGACAGAGACGGAGUGGGUGAUGCGUGUGACAGCUGUCCUGAGAUUAGCAACCCCAUGCAGACAGAUGUAGACAACGACCUAGUCGGGGAUGUUUGUGACACCAAUCAAGACACUGAUGGAGACGGACACCAAGACACUCGAGACAACUGCCCCGACAUUCCAAACAGCUCACAGCUCGACUCAGACAAUGACGGCAUCGGAGAUGACUGUGACGAAGACGACGAUAACGACGGGGUUCCAGACAAUUACGCCAUCAAUGGCUUCGGUCCCGAUAACUGCAGACUCAUUUCCAACCCUAACCAGAAAGACUCAGACAGUAAUGGAGUCGGUGACGUUUGUGAGAAUGACUUUGACAAUGAUGCAGUGCUGGAUUUGAUUGACGUGUGUCCAGAAAGUGCUGAAGUCACACUUACAGAUUUCAGAGCCUAUCAAACGGUCAUUCUGGACCCGGAGGGUGACGCUCAGAUCGACCCGAACUGGGUGGUGCUCAAUCAGGGUAUGGAGAUUGUUCAAACCAUGAACAGCGACCCGGGAUUGGCAGUGGGUUAUACAGCGUUUAACGGUGUGGACUUCGAAGGAACAUUUCACGUUAACACAGUGACUGACGAUGACUAUGCUGGCUUCAUCUUUGGCUAUCAGGAUUCGUCUAGUUUCUAUGUGGUGAUGUGGAAGCAGACUGAACAGACGUACUGGCAGUCGAUCCCAUUCAGGGCCAUGGCUGACCCUGGUCUGCAGCUCAAGGCAGUGAAGUCUCGUACAGGCCCGGGCGAGUUCCUUCGUAAUGCACUUUGGCACACGGGGGAUACAGAUGGAGAGGUGAAACUGCUCUGGAAAGACCCACGAAAUGUCGGCUGGCAAGAUAAAACCUCAUACCGGUGGCAGCUCAGCCAUCGGCCACAGGUUGGCUACAUCAGGUGA
Labeo rohita (rohu) is the source of this 2810-nucleotide messenger RNA. RefSeq names its product thrombospondin 3a (gene thbs3a). Gene Ontology annotation, cellular component: extracellular region. The record is from RefSeq and is a predicted model, not a curated record. NCBI's taxonomy places the organism in Eukaryota, Metazoa, Chordata, Actinopteri, Cypriniformes, Cyprinidae. Gene Ontology annotation, biological process: cell adhesion. Gene Ontology annotation, molecular function: heparin binding; calcium ion binding. The transcript is spliced from 21 exons. The coding region runs from base 135 to 2810 and encodes 891 amino acids.